AUGUACCAUAGAAUAAUCUCUAGGAACCAUGAACAGACUUUGUUGUUGCUCGGUUAUACCACCAUAUCUUGCUUUUUCGCUACCUCCAUAUGCAUCCAUAAAUUCUUCAAAGGUCAGAUGUUUUUGGGAGCUGGUUUACCUCUUCAUCCUUGUUUUUAUAUGGUAAAUGAUAUCACACAUUUAUUUCUUAAUGAGGUACGGACCUGCCCAAGAUCUAUGGAGCUUUGGAGAAUAGCCUUUCUGUCUUUUUGGGUCAUCGAGCCUUCCUUAAAACAUCUUUCUGUGGCUUGGGUACCGUAUCGCUUCUUCAUUCUGUCACUGGCGAUUUGA
This is a messenger RNA of Psylliodes chrysocephalus, 330 nucleotides long. The record is from the annotation of a GenBank genome assembly. NCBI's taxonomy places the organism in Eukaryota, Metazoa, Arthropoda, Insecta, Coleoptera, Chrysomelidae.